GGGGCUGCGUCUGCUCUAGGGAAGCGAGGGCCGCGUCCCCCGCAGCAUCCCCACCAUACCACCCGCGCAAGCCCCCAGUUUUCCCGUGAGGGGGCCACCGGAGCUCUCUGCCCGCCUCUCUCCCCUCUCCUCCCUCCCUCCGGUCCCCCCCCCCAAAGAAAACCCGCCAGUGGCUCACGCCUCCUGCAUACGGGAUGAGGUGAGCAGCGCCGCUACUGAGAGGGGGCGCGCGCGGGUGUGAGCGUGUGUCCGUGUGCGAGUGUGUGUGCGCCGGGCGGGCGGGCACUGCAGCUUCUUCCUCCGUGGAGCGGAGAGCAAGCGAGAGAGCUCGAGCAAGCGAGCGAGCGGCGAAGGCGGGCAGAGGGGCGCGGGCGAAGCGGCGCAGCCAUCCCGAGCCCGGCGCCGCGCAGCCACCAUGCUCAACAACCUGACGGACUGCGAGGACGGCGAUGGGGGAGCCAACCCCGGCGAUGGCAACCCCAAAGAGAGCAGUCCCUUCAUCAACAGCAUGGACACGGAGAAGGGCAGAGAGUACGAUGGCAGGAACAUGGCCCUGUUUGAGGAGGAGAUGGACACCAGCCCCAUGGUAUCCUCCCUGCUCAGUGGGCUGGCCAACUACACCAACCUACCCCAGGGAAGUAGAGAGCAUGAAGAAGCAGAAAAUAAUGAGGGUGGAAAAAAGAAACCAGUGCAGGCUCCUCGCAUGGGCACCUUCAUGGGCGUGUACCUGCCGUGCCUGCAGAACAUCUUUGGUGUCAUCCUCUUCCUGCGGCUCACGUGGGUGGUGGGCAUCGCGGGCAUCAUGGAGUCCUUCUGUAUGGUCUUCAUCUGCUGCUCCUGUACGAUGCUCACAGCCAUUUCCAUGAGCGCAAUCGCAACCAAUGGUGUUGUGCCUGCUGGUGGCUCGUACUACAUGAUUUCCAGGUCUCUGGGCCCAGAGUUUGGGGGCGCCGUGGGUCUCUGCUUCUACCUGGGCACCACCUUUGCUGGGGCUAUGUACAUCCUUGGCACAAUCGAGAUCCUGCUGGCUUAUCUCUUCCCAGCUAUGGCCAUCUUCAAGGCAGAAGAUGCCAGCGGGGAGGCAGCUGCCAUGCUGAACAAUAUGCGGGUGUACGGCACCUGUGUGCUCACCUGCAUGGCCACCGUAGUCUUUGUGGGUGUCAAGUACGUCAACAAGUUUGCCUUGGUCUUCCUGGGUUGCGUCAUCCUGUCCAUCCUGGCCAUCUAUGCAGGGGUCAUCAAGUCUGCCUUCGACCCACCCAAUUUCCCGAUCUGCCUCCUGGGGAACCGCACACUGUCUCGCCAUGGCUUUGAUGUCUGUGCCAAGUUGGCUUGGGAAGGAAAUGAGACAGUGACCACACGGCUCUGGGGCCUUUUCUGUUCCUCCCGUCUCCUCAAUGCCACCUGUGAUGAGUACUUCACCCGAAACAAUGUCACAGAGAUCCAGGGCAUUCCUGGUGCUGCCAGUGGUCUCAUUAAAGAGAACCUGUGGAGCUCUUACCUGACCAAAGGGGUGAUUGUCGAGAGGCGUGGGAUGCCCUCCGUGGGCCUGGCAGACAGUACCCCCGUAGACAUGGACCACCCCUAUGUCUUCAGUGAUAUGACCUCCUACUUCACCCUGCUCGUUGGCAUCUACUUCCCCUCGGUCACAGGGAUCAUGGCUGGCUCGAACCGGUCUGGAGACCUGCGGGAUGCCCAGAAGUCUAUCCCUACUGGAACUAUCCUGGCCAUUGCUACCACCUCUGCUGUCUAUAUCAGCUCUGUUGUUCUGUUCGGAGCCUGCAUCGAGGGGGUCGUCCUACGGGACAAGUUUGGGGAAGCUGUGAAUGGCAACCUGGUGGUGGGCACCCUGGCCUGGCCUUCUCCCUGGGUCAUCGUCAUAGGCUCUUUCUUCUCUACCUGUGGGGCUGGAUUGCAGAGCCUCACAGGGGCCCCACGCCUGCUGCAGGCCAUCUCCCGGGAUGGCAUAGUGCCCUUCCUGCAGGUCUUUGGCCACGGCAAAGCUAAUGGAGAGCCAACCUGGGCGCUGCUGCUGACUGCCUGCAUCUGUGAGAUCGGCAUCCUCAUAGCCUCCCUGGAUGAGGUCGCCCCUAUCCUUUCCAUGUUCUUCCUGAUGUGUUACAUGUUUGUGAACUUGGCUUGCGCAGUGCAGACGCUGCUGAGGACGCCCAACUGGAGGCCACGCUUUCGCUAUUACCACUGGACUCUCUCCUUCCUGGGCAUGAGCCUCUGCCUGGCCCUCAUGUUCAUUUGCUCCUGGUACUACGCACUGGUGGCCAUGCUCAUUGCCGGACUCAUAUAUAAGUACAUCGAGUACCGGGGGGCGGAGAAGGAGUGGGGGGAUGGAAUCCGAGGCCUGUCUCUCAGUGCGGCGCGCUAUGCCCUCUUGCGCCUGGAGGAAGGACCUCCGCAUACGAAGAACUGGAGGCCCCAGCUACUGGUGCUGGUACGUGUGGACCAGGAUCAGAACGUGGUGCACCCGCAGCUGCUCUCCUUGACUUCCCAGCUCAAGGCAGGGAAGGGCCUGACCAUUGUGGGCUCGGUCCUUGAGGGCACCUUUCUGGACAACCAUCCUCAGGCUCAGCGGGCAGAGGAGUCUAUCAGACGCCUGAUGGAGGCUGAGAAGGUGAAGGGCUUCUGCCAGGUAGUGAUCUCCUCCAACCUGCGUGAUGGCGUGUCCCACCUGAUCCAGUCUGGGGGCCUCGGGGGACUGCAACACAACACCGUGCUGGUGGGCUGGCCUCGCAACUGGAGGCAGAAGGAGGAUCAUCAGACAUGGAGGAACUUCAUUGAACUGGUCCGGGAAACUACAGCCGGCCAUCUCGCCUUGUUGGUCACCAAGAAUGUCUCCAUGUUUCCCGGGAACCCUGAGCGCUUCUCGGAGGGCAGCAUCGACGUGUGGUGGAUCGUGCACGACGGGGGCAUGCUCAUGCUGCUGCCCUUCCUGCUGCGCCACCACAAGGUCUGGAGGAAAUGCAAAAUGCGGAUCUUCACCGUGGCCCAGAUGGAUGAUAACAGUAUUCAGAUGAAGAAGGACCUGACGACGUUUCUCUACCAUUUACGCAUUACUGCAGAGGUGGAGGUAGUGGAAAUGCAUGAGAGCGACAUCUCAGCAUACACCUACGAGAAGACAUUAGUAAUGGAGCAACGCUCUCAGAUCCUCAAACAAAUGCACCUCACCAAGAAUGAGCGGGAACGGGAGAUCCAGAGCAUCACAGACGAGUCUCGGGGCUCCAUUCGGAGGAAGAAUCCAGCCAACACGCGGCUCCGCCUCAACGUUCCCGAAGAGACGGCAUGUGACAAUGAGGAGAAGCCAGAGGAGGAGGUGCAGCUGAUCCAUGACCAGAGUGCUCCCAGCUGCCCUAGCAGCUCGCCAUCUCCAGGGGAGGAGCCCGAGGGGGAGGGGGAGACAGACCCAGAGAAGGUGCAUCUUACCUGGACCAAGGAUAAGUCAGUGGCAGAGAAGAAUAAAGGCCCCAGUCCCGUCUCCUCCGAAGGCAUCAAGGACUUCUUCAGCAUGAAGCCGGAGUGGGAAAACUUGAACCAGUCCAACGUGCGGCGCAUGCACACAGCGGUGCGGCUGAACGAGGUCAUCGUGAAUAAAUCUCGGGAUGCCAAGCUGGUUUUGCUCAACAUGCCCGGACCUCCCCGCAACCGCAAUGGUGAUGAAAACUACAUGGAAUUCCUGGAGGUCCUCACUGAGCAACUGGACCGGGUGAUGCUGGUCCGCGGUGGCGGCCGAGAGGUCAUCACCAUCUACUCCUGAAGGCCAGGACCUGCCACUCCGGCCCGAGCGCGCCCGGCCCGCGGCCCCCCGGAGCCCUCGCCGCGCCUCCCCGCCGCUGUCACCGUUUACAUAAGACCCCGUUGCCCGUGCCCUGGCCCCUUUCCCUCCCGCUGCCUGCAGCCCGGAGGCCUUGUCCGUCGGGGCUGACCCGCAGGGUGGCUCAUGGGCCCCUUUUCUGAGCCCGGCCUCGCCCCGCCAGAGCAGACGUUGCAAUAAAGGUGGCGAAGAGGCGUGGAGAGGAGCGGAACCGUGGUCCCGCGCUGGGCAGCCCCGAGCCCGUCCCUCCCCACGCCCCGCCGAGCUCCCCCGGGACCCGGGUCGCCGAGCCCGGGUGCCGCUCGGUUGCGCUAUACAUAGUGUACAGGAGACAUCGAGUGUAUUUUUAAUGUCCCCAUAUUUCUGUAACUAGAAACGCAACGGACUCCUCGCCACGGCCGCGCUCUCCCCGCUGCGGGCACCCAGGAAGGGAAGCUCGGGGAGCCAGGUUUCCCUGAGCUCCCGAGCUGAGAGCCAAGUGCUUUAAGGCCAGCGCUCUCCUUUCCCUUUCUUGUCCAAGGCCUGGGCCUGGCCUUCCUUCUCUUCCCUCCAGUUCUUGGCGGAUAAAGGUGAGACGGCCGGCUCGGCCGGCUUCGGUGGAUGCGAGCUUACAGGCGGCCAAGAGAGGAGGGGUCGCCCCUCCAGGAGGAGAAACUGAGGCCCGCGCCCACCGAGGAAGUCCUGCCCGGUGCCUUCGUGGAGGAGCAGGCGUCUCUCCUCUCUUGGCUUGCCGCCUGAUCCCCCUGUCCCGUCGCUCCUCGCCAAAGACUGAAUUCAUGGAGCUGGAGGGCACACCCUCCCCAGUUUCCUUCCUGGGACAGGCGAGGGGCCAAUGUCAGCCUUGGGGCCGACUCACCAGGAGGCCUCGCGCAGCCUCUGAUAGUCCCUCUCUUGGUCCCCAUUCUGCAAGUCCUACCUGGGGACCCAGCUGCCUGGUUGUUCUGGGGCUGAGUUUUGCUGCCUAGCAGCAGGUCCUUAGCCACCGUCUCUCCAGAUACCAGGUCCUGGAGUAGGGAUGGAGUCUUACGGGCCCAGUUGUUCCUAGCGCUUCUCUGCCCCCGCCCCCCAGUAGGACUCAAGGCCUUUGGCUUUCCCAACUCAUCCUUGGCGCUUCCGCUCCACCAGCCCCACCUGUGUGUGUGUGGGGUGCCCUCAGCCCCUUAGAGAGGCGGUUGGCUGGUUCCCUUCCCCCAGGGCACGUUACUAAGAGGACAGGCACUGCAUGCUCCUUUAAGCGCCCUCUGGGACUGGUUACUGGUGCCUCCAGCCCCAGGGCCCUGGCCUGUGCACCUAGUUAGACAUCAUGCUCACUCCAGGGCCAGGACCACUAGCUGACCUCACCACCUUUUUCCUUGAGCCCAAGGAAGAGAGAGCUGCAGCUGGUGCCAUCUAAAUGGCUCAGGUGUGGCCAGUGGCAGGGCUGGAGGGCCACUGCCCUGUUACUUGGCUCAAGCCCCCUCUCAAGACUUGAUGGGGAUUGGGUAUGCUUCCAGGCAGUAGCCAUCAAGUUGGAAGCAUAGGACCCAGGGCCCGCCAUCCUUCAGGACUGCCCUCCCUUGCCGAGGUUUUGCCUUUGGGGGCAAGAGAGGGGCUGGGUAGCUGGGGAGGAGGCAGCAUCAAUACCAAUUAGGGAACCAAAGUUGCACGACCUGGGCCCAGACUCUGGUUGGCAAGAGCAAAGUUUCCGUUGAAAACAAACAGCCCACAACAAACCCCCAGUUUUCUGUGCUCCAUGUGCAAUAUUUGUUAGGAACCUUGUGUCGUUGAGGUCACCUUUAUAAUCACUGUAGCUAGAUGUCCCAUGUCCAUCCAGGUGACUUCUACUCUGAGUGCAAUAUUUCAGUAGCCUGGUAGUGAGGAGAGUGUCGCUUCUGUCUCAGCAGACCUAUGUGCAGGGCAGUGCAAUGCAGUCCAAAACCCUUGUAAAUAGGAGAGGUUGCAAGCCAAAUCAAGAGUAUUUAUCGUUAUUACUAUUAUUAUUAGGCCUGCCUUUAAUUUUAGUGUUUCGGUAUUUCGCAUCCUGACUCGGUAUUGAUCUUGUGUUCUUUGUGCCAAUACGCAAAGGAGAGGGUCAGUUCUCUCCUUUACUGUUGAAUGCUCCCACUUAAUGCUUUAAGGCUUUUACUGUGUUAAUUUUUUUAGAUACCUGUCUGCACACAAUGCAAUAAAAAUAAUUUUAUUACACCCUUGAUA
This is a messenger RNA of Mus pahari (shrew mouse), 6016 nucleotides long. RefSeq names its product solute carrier family 12 member 5 (gene Slc12a5). The transcript has 26 exons. The record is from RefSeq and is a predicted model, not a curated record. Gene Ontology annotation, biological process: potassium ion homeostasis; chemical synaptic transmission; chloride transmembrane transport. Gene Ontology annotation, molecular function: potassium:chloride symporter activity. Bases 416 to 3766 code for a protein of 1116 amino acids. Gene Ontology annotation, cellular component: membrane. Lineage: Eukaryota; Metazoa; Chordata; Mammalia; Rodentia; Muridae.